AGUUCCAGCCCACAGCAGAUCCACUAUCACGCACGCCCGCCUGUGGAGGGUCUUCUUCUCCCCCAAAUCCCUGAAACCCUACAUACAGCCGAGCCGAUCUAGCUCCCCUCCCACCGCGCCGAUCGCCAUGGCCGCCCCCAACAACAACGACGCCGCCAGCGCCAGCGCCUCCACCAGCGACGACGCCCUGGCGCCGCCGGAGGACACCUCCAUCGAGGCGCUGGCGCGGCGCGUGCAGGAGCACAUGACCCUGGCCAACAACCCCAGCGCCCGCCGCCACAAGUUCUGGGAGACGCAGCCCGUCGGCCAGUUCCGCGACCUCGCCGACGGCUCCCUCCCCGACGGCGCCAUCGAGCCGCCCGCCCCGCUCUCCGAGGUCCGCGCCGACCCCUACCCGCUCCCCGCCGCCUUCGAGUGGUUCACCUGCGACCUCGACGACGACGCGCUCCUCGCCGACCUCUACGCCCUCCUCGCCCACAACUACGUCGAGGACGACGAGAACAUGUUCCGCUUCAACUACUCCCCGGCCUUCCUCCGCUGGGCGCUCCGCCCGCCCUCCUUCUUCCGCGCCUGGCACAUCGGGGUCCGCGCCAAGGAGUCCAAGAAGCUCGUCGCCUUCAUAUCCGGCGUCCCCGCGCGCAUCCGCGCGCGCGACGACGUCGUGCGCAUGGCCGAGAUCAACUUCCUCUGCGUCCACAAGAAGCUCCGAUCCAAGCGCCUCGCCCCCGUGCUCAUCCGCGAGGUCACCCGCCGCGUCCACCAGGAGAACAUCUGGCAGGCCGCCUACACCGCGGGGGUCGUCCUCCCGACCCCCAUCACCACCUGCCGCUACUGGCAUCGCUCCCUCAACCCCAAGAAGCUCAUCGAUGUCGGCUUCUCCCGUCUCGGCCCCCGCAUGACCAUGAGCCGCACGGUCCGUCUCUACAAGCUGCCCGAUGCGCCGCUUACCCCGGGGUUCCGCCAGAUGGAGCUGCGGGAUGUCGCGGCUGUCACACGGUUGCUCAGGUCAUACCUUGCAAGGUACGUCGUGGCGCCGGAUUUCGAUGAGCUUGAUGUUGAGCACUGGCUGCUGCCCCAGGAGGAUGUGGUGGACAGCUACCUUGUGGAGAGCCCCGAGACGCAUGAGGUCACGGAUUUCUGCAGCUUCUACACAUUGCCCUCAUCAGUCCUCAACAAUGCCACCUAUUCAACGCUCAAGGCUGCGUACUCCUACUACAAUGUCGCUGUCAAGACCCCGCUGCAGCAGCUGAUGAAUGAUGCGCUGAUUGUGGCCAAGCAGAAGAACUACGAUGUGUUCAACGCCCUCGAUGUCAUGGAGAACGAGGGGUUCCUCAAGGAGCUCAAGUUUGGGCCUGGAGAUGGGCAGCUCCACUAUUAUCUCUACAACUACCGUAUUCGCAAUGGGAUCAAGCCAUCUGAGCUUGGCCUCGUGCUUCUGUAGGGUGGUCCAAAAAGGUCUCAAGAUGGUGUCUGGGUUAUACUCUUUUCAGCAGGUACUCCUUGUGUGGCUGGUUUAGUACGCGUCUUUCUUGGUUGCUACAGGUGAUGGGUCGAUUCCUGUCAUGCUGUAGGUUACCCAGUGUGCAAUUUGUCAUUGCUCAUUUUGUUUAUUGUGGUAGCAAAUUUCCCAUGCCUUGUCAUGGGAAUCCACAAUGAUUUGCAAAUGAGGAGACUGGAAUUAGAAAUCCUUUUCUUAAUUUUAAGACUUGUUUUCAGUUAGUGAUAUUCGGUGUGUAUGGUUCAAAGCAUUUUAUGAUGUCACUGAGUUCACCAAGGAAUUUUGAUACAACUUGUGUUACGUUAAAUCA
Molecule: messenger RNA, 1808 nt
Organism: Lolium perenne
Lineage: Eukaryota; Viridiplantae; Streptophyta; Magnoliopsida; Poales; Poaceae
Product: glycylpeptide N-tetradecanoyltransferase 1
Biological process (GO): N-terminal peptidyl-glycine N-myristoylation
Cellular component (GO): cytoplasm
Molecular function (GO): glycylpeptide N-tetradecanoyltransferase activity
Source: RefSeq, a predicted model, not a curated record